UGGAAACGCGUCAUUUCAGGUGGUUCUAAAUGCUGAUACUACGGCCUGAAAAAUUGGAUCUUAUUACAGAAAUAAAUUUUUUUGCUCAUAGGUAUAACUGAACAAUGUAGAUCCAAACUUCACAAAAUUAAAUUAUCAUUCAGGUUUGUUGAACGUCAAGCAGAAAAUCACCGAUUGAUUGGUACAACUUUGGCUCUCACGCAAGGAUUGUUCCAGAGGACGAUGGCCACCAUUGUGUGUCUACAAGAUCUAGUCUUCAACAUUGAUUGUUUAUGAACGUAAAACUUCUUAUUAAGUAGGUUUUAGAGUAAUUUUUUUGAAUCAUCUGUGGAAACUUUUUUGUUAUUUCAGAAGUGGAGCCAAUCAUUUAUUAUCUGCAUGUUUAAAACAAUCCUAGAUUUCCACCGCAUCCCAGAAGGUAAAUGCGGAAAUGAUUUCCCUGGUUGUGACCGGUCGAUUUAUCGAUGAUCACAUUAACGACGGUCGGUAUGCACCCCUAAGUCCAAGGAAGUUUUCAGGUGCUGGCAGUUCAAAAAACCGAUUGACGGGCCCAGUUCUCUACGCCCAGUGAGAGGGCGUCAAGCUCGCGGGACGUUGCUUCACCAACUCUUGUCAUUCAUUACAUGGCUUAUAAUACUGAUACCAAUCGCGAGUUGUCAAAGUCGUGAUUUAGUGGCAAUUAGUUUAUUAGGUAUCUCUGAUUUAGCAAAAUGGGUAUAUUUUUCUCAAAGAAAAAACCGCAGAGUCGAGUCACUGAGCAAGACAAGGCUGUCCUGCAACUGAAACAAACAAGGGACAAGAUAAAGCAAUACCAACGACGCAUCGAACAAAGUAUUGAAAAGGAGCGACAGAUAGCGAAAAAAUUAAUUCAUGAUGGAAAGAAAGACCGAGCUUUGUUAUUGCUUCGAAAAAAGAAAUUCCAAGAGCAGUUACUAACAAAGACCGACGGUCAGUUAGAAAAUUUGGAGCACAUGGUCCAUGAUUUAGAAUUUGCACAAGUGGAAAUUAAGGUGAUAGAUGGGCUCAAAGUUGGAAAUACUGCUCUGAAAAAACUUCACGAUAUCCUGUCAAUCGAUGACAUCGAGAGGGUCUUAGAUGAGACUAGGGAAGGAAUUGAAAAACAAAAGGAGAUAGAUGACGUACUGACUGGAAUCAUGACCGAUGAGGAUGAGAGCGAGGCUGAGGCUGAGCUGGCAGCAAUGCUAGCCGAAGAUGAAGUAUCACUUGCUAAAGAAGUACAGAAGAUUCCCGAAGUUCCCCAAGACAUUCCAUUACCAGAGGUACCCACGGAUGAACCGAUCAAACAAAAAGAGUCCCCGAAAGAAAAAGUACGAGAACCAGUGGCGUUGGAAGCAUGAAGGAUAAUACGAGGUAUAGCAAUUUAAUAAUAAUUGAACUGUUGAAUUGUUCAAAUUUUGUUAUUCUUUUAUUUCUUCUUCUAUUGUCACCAGUGUAUAUAUGUACAGUGCGUUUUUUACAGUAGUUAACUCUAUCAAACGAGUGGCCUAUUAUUAAUGAAUGAACCAAAAAACUAUUAUACCUUAAAAUCCUAAUAAAUAUAUACAACAAUUAGGAACACUUUUAAACUGCUGAAUAUCAUUUACCUAGUGACGAGUGAAUAAUCUGCUGGUUACUUUAUAAAUAUUAUUGAGCCGAAUGAUAAAAAUAAUAAAAAUGAGAACAUUGUAUUACUACUGACGUCGUGCAGUGCUUAAAAGUCUUAUAGAAAGCAAAAAUAUGUUUUACGUGUCUGAUUAUUGUUUGGGGAGAACGGUAAAGCUGUGUAUCAGGUAUAGUUGAGCGUAUUAUGGAUGAUACAUAAACACGAUCAACAAAAUAUUGUGCAAGUAAUUCGACAAUAUUGUGCAGCAAAUUAAUAAAUCUUUUUACAUCACUAUUGCGAACAGAUA
This is a messenger RNA of Athalia rosae (coleseed sawfly), 1910 nucleotides long. RefSeq names its product charged multivesicular body protein 6 (gene Vps20). Gene Ontology annotation, biological process: late endosome to vacuole transport via multivesicular body sorting pathway; vesicle budding from membrane. NCBI's taxonomy places the organism in Eukaryota, Metazoa, Arthropoda, Insecta, Hymenoptera, Athaliidae. The record is from RefSeq and is a predicted model, not a curated record. Bases 711 to 1358 code for a protein of 215 amino acids. Gene Ontology annotation, cellular component: multivesicular body; ESCRT III complex. The transcript is spliced from 4 exons.